Molecule: messenger RNA, 684 nt
Organism: Lycium barbarum (goji berry)
Lineage: Eukaryota; Viridiplantae; Streptophyta; Magnoliopsida; Solanales; Solanaceae
Exons: 1
Coding region: 1-684 (227 amino acids)
Source: RefSeq, a predicted model, not a curated record
AUGGCAUCCUUACGCAUAAAUCCCAGUGUCCCUCUGGGAACAUUCGAUAAAAUUGGAACGACACAGACAAGAUUAACAGUUUCUAUGCACAAGAAUGAUAUGAUGCAAAGGAAGCCUCUUGGUGUUUGUGCUUCUCUUUCUCUAUCAAAUCCGCUACCCUCAGAUAGAGUCUUGAAAAAUGAUCCAAAAAAGGAAGCAACGAUAUUAUCAAGAAAUCUCGAUGAGUGGAUGAAGGUGUCAAUGGUGGACAUUGUAAAGAAUUUGAAGCAAGCACCACUUUUCGUUCACAUCUACGCGAACGAGAAUGACAAAGGCCAAGAAAGACAACCCCAGAUCAAAACAGAAAGAGCCCUGGUGGAGAAAUGGCCAAUAAUGAAAAGUGAAUGGGAAAGUGGAAAAUCUAGAACCCCAGAUGGACUAAUAUUUGUUGAUGAACUUGGUGAUGAGGAACUUGAAGAAUUGAAUGAAAAUUCAGUAGAAGAUUCAGAGGAAGGAUUGACUAAAUCUUGGGGAGUAGUUGUACAGGGGAAAGGAGUUGAGUUUGGACCAGCUUGUUAUUUGUUGAAGACUAGUAGAGUUAGAGCUGGCAGAGGAAUGGGUUUAUUUUGUACCCAUUUUUGUUUAGUAAGAGUUACUAAUUUUAGGGAGAGUGCUUUGAAACAGUUUAAAGGUUGUUGGUUAUGA